AUGGCGGACAACUCUCGAACUUCUAGCACCGAGGGUCUCUCGGGGCGAAAAAUUGUAUAUGACGAGGACGGGAAACCAUGCCGAUCUUGCAACACUUUAUUGGACUUCCAGCUUGCGACAGGCAAGAUUGGCACUACCAGCAACAAGAACACUGGGCUAACAAUUGAUAAAACCGAAUCCUAUGCGAAAAUUGAUCCGCCUGAUGUGGAGGUCCUAGGGAAAUCAAGCUGGACGCUGCUGCAUGCAAUAGCAGCAUCCUAUCCGAAAAAGCCUAGUGAUUUUCAAAAAGGAGAGAUGAAGCAGUUUAUGACCAUUUUCUCGCAUGUUUAUCCAUGUUGGUGGUGCGCUAAAGACUUCGAAAAGUUCAUCCGGGAAAACGCCCCAAAGGUUGACUCCAGAGAUGAGCUCGGCAAGUGGAUGUGUGAUGCUCACAACGAUGUCAACAGAAAAUUAGGAAAACCUAUUUUUGAUUGUAAUUUGUGGGAAAAGCGUUGGGUUGACGGCUGGGAAUGA
Lachancea sp. 'fantastica' is the source of this 513-nucleotide messenger RNA. The record is from the annotation of a GenBank genome assembly. Lineage: Eukaryota; Fungi; Ascomycota; Saccharomycetes; Saccharomycetales; Saccharomycetaceae.